UGAGGGGUACAGAGGGAGUAUCAUUUAUCAGUGUCAGUAUAUCGAAGAGGAUAAGCAGGGUGUUGAAUCGCAGAGAAGAUAGAAGAGACAAACAAACGAUGGCUGCCUUGAAUCUCUCUAGUCAUUUUGCAGCCACACUCUCUUCCCCAAACUCUCCUAGGUUCCAGUUUAAUGCGCCUAUCAGCUUUUCUAUCAGGUCCCAGCAGCGGCGAGUUUCACAUAGCAGGAAAGAUAGUGGUGGUAGUCGCGGUCGUAAUAGCCCGGGAGUUUGGAGAAGAAGAAAAUUGACAAAGAAAGAUGAGAAUAUGCAGUACAGUAUGGAAAGAACUCCUUUUCUUGAAGAGCAAGUGAGGAAGAUAAGAGAAGGGGGAGAAAUUAUGGCAAUGGAUAUAGAGAGACUACUCCUUUCAGAGGAAAACCGCUUUGCUUUUGUAAAUGGAGUUGCAGCCGAGGCUAAAGAGUAUGUUGAGAAAAAUCGAGAUGAUUAUGGUGGUGAAAAGAAAGCCAUCUUUCAUGUCCUGAGUAAUCGCAUGAAUGAUGCUGGCAUCUAUCGUCCAGAGGCGUAUGUAGUAGAAGACCCCUUCAAGCCAGGUCCUGGUUAUCUUAGGGAAGAACUUUAGUUGUCUUAUCUUUUUAGCGUAGUGUUGCGGCACAAAUACUCUUAUGACAUAUUAUCUCCUACUUUUAAUAUGGCAGAAUGGCAUAUUUGAACUCUGAAA
Daucus carota subsp. sativus is the source of this 719-nucleotide messenger RNA. Its product is annotated as protein PLASTID TRANSCRIPTIONALLY ACTIVE 7. Gene Ontology annotation, cellular component: plastid-encoded plastid RNA polymerase complex. The transcript has 4 exons. Gene Ontology annotation, biological process: plastid transcription. Lineage: Eukaryota; Viridiplantae; Streptophyta; Magnoliopsida; Apiales; Apiaceae. Bases 99 to 620 code for a protein of 173 amino acids. The record is from RefSeq and is a predicted model, not a curated record.